Messenger RNA from Cololabis saira (Pacific saury), 2188 nucleotides. RefSeq names its product desmin a (gene desma). Lineage: Eukaryota; Metazoa; Chordata; Actinopteri; Beloniformes; Belonidae. Gene Ontology annotation, biological process: skeletal muscle organ development. Gene Ontology annotation, cellular component: Z disc; intermediate filament; cell-cell junction. Bases 112 to 1587 code for a protein of 491 amino acids. The record is from RefSeq and is a predicted model, not a curated record. The transcript has 11 exons.
CUGGCUUUGCUUCACUUUCCCUCCCUCCCAGUUGCCCCAGCAGGACAGUUGGGUCUCAGCACCUCAAGAGGCUCCUUCAAACCAACAACCAAGCAAACCAGUCAACCGGCCAUGAGCAAGUCGUACUCCUCCUCAGCCCAGAGCGCCUCUUCGUACCGCCGCACCUUCGGCUCGGGUGUGGGUUCAACACCAAUGUCAUCCCUCUUCUCCUCCCAUGGAGGAGGAGGCCGCAGCUCCUCUUCCAGCCAUAUGUCUAGCAGGGUCUAUGAGAGCGUCAAGAGCGCCGGGGGGCCAUCCUUUUCCAGCUAUAGAGCGUCUGGCGCUGGGGGAUUAGGGUCCUCUUCAGCCAUGAGAACGUAUACCGGCGAGAAGCUCGACUUCAACCUCGCAGAUGCCAUGAACCAAGACUUCCUCAACACAAGGACCAACGAGAAGGCCGAGCUUCAGCACCUCAACGACCGCUUCGCCAGCUACAUUGAGAAGGUGCGCUUCCUUGAGCAGCAGAACGCAGCCCUGACGGUGGAAAUUGAGAAGAUGAGGGGACGCGAGGGGCCCGGACGCGUGGCCGAUCUGUACGAGGAGGAGAUGAGGGAGCUGAGGCGGCAGAUCGAGACCAUCACCAGCCAACAUGCCAGAGUGGAAGUGGAGCGAGACAACCUGGGCGAUGAUCUCCAAAAGCUCAAGCUCAGACUGCAGGAAGAGAUUCACCAGAAGGAAGAGGCCGAGAACAACCUAUCUGCUUUCAGAGCCGAUGUUGACAAUGCCACUCUAGCCAGGCUGGACCUGGAGAGACGCAUCGAGAGCCUGCAAGAAGAAAUUGCCUUCCUCAAGAAAAUACAUGAAGAGGAGAUCCGUGAGCUGCAGAGCCAGAUGCAAGACACUCAGGUGCAGGUCCAGAUGGACAUGUCCAAGCCUGACCUGACUGCUGCUCUGAGGGACAUCCGCAUGCAGUACGAAGCCAUCGCUGCAAAGAACAUUGGAGAGGCUGAAGAAUGGUACAAGUCAAAGGUGUCAGAUCUGAACCAGGCCGUGAACAAGAACAAUGAUGCACUGCGUUCGGCCAAGCAGGAGUCCAUGGAGUACAGGCACCAGAUCCAGUCCUACACCUGCGAGAUCGACUCACUCAAGGGCACGAAUGAGUCUCUGCUGCGCCAGAUGAGAGAUAUGGAGGAUCGCAUGGGGCGCGAGUCCUCUAGUUACCAGGAUACCAUUACACGGCUGGAGGAGGAUAUUGCUAAGAUGAAGGACGACAUGGCUCGCCACCUGAGGGAGUACCAGGACCUCCUCAAUGUGAAGAUGGCCCUUGAUAUUGAAAUCGCCACCUACCGCAAGCUGCUGGAGGGAGAGGAGAGCAGGAUCACCACCAAUAUGCCUCUCCAGUCUGCAUAUUCCUCCAUUGGCUUCAGAGAGAGCAGUCCCGACUCCCAGUCCCAGCAUCAGCGCGCAUCAGAGGUUCACUCCAAGAAGACUGUUCUCAUUAAGACCAUUGAGACCCGCGAUGGAGAGAUGUCAUAUUCCCUGAGCCAGGGCGCUAGCGCCCAGUCUGUCGUCAGUGAAUCCACACAGCACCAGCAAGACAUCAUGUAACAAGGCAACAUAACACCUAAAAAUGAAAAAAUGAACUGAAAUUCAAUAGGAUUCCUCCUACGAAUGUAAGAAUUUAUAUGUUUUAGUGGUAGAACACAUGUAAACGGUGAGUUAUGUAAGUGGAUAUGGUCCACUGUAACCAUCACAACACAGGCACAAUGCCUUUAAGCCUGGUUUUAAAUAGAAGGCAUUCCAGGAGUUCAUUCUUUAUUCGUAUUAUCUUCCAUUUCGCAAAGGCAUCAGACUUUGUUUAUUUUUUUCUCAAUGAUGAUCAAGACCUGUACCGCUGAAAGAAAGUCAAUGCAAUUUGACAAGAACACCAUGGUGAAAAGAAAAAUUGUAACAGUCGAUCUCAAUGGACGCAUUAACAUUGAUUAAAAUGGGUUAUUUGUGUUGCUGAUUUAAGGAACGUGAGAAGUUGGAUUUGAAAAUAUCAUAAGCUCAAAUACUGAAUGAAAGGGGAACACGGUCAUGUUAAGUUUGAGCUCUGUAGCAUGUCCUGGAUGUUUGACUGUAUGUGCACGGGCAACCAUGGUAUGCUGUUUCACUGUGACAAAAACCUCAAAUAAAGACCUUUGCCACUUGAAGGUGCUAAAGCUUA